AUGUAUGACAUUUGGUGCAUUUGCGGGACCGCAUCUAGCUCCUUCGAGUACUACCUAAAACUGGAUCCCGCUGAACACAUCAGCCAUCCUCGCCACGGAUUCCCGGAUCUGGAGCUCCACGCAUGGCGAGCAUUUCUACCAUGUUUCUGCCGGGUGUGUGCAGCGGUAAAUGUCGGAACGAAGGUCGAGUCUCGCGUAAGUGCUCGAGCUCUACGGCUUGUCCUUCGACAGUGGAUUUGCAGAAUCCAGUUCCCUAGCGCUGAUAACCGCCUUCAAUACCCUAAACGGCUUCAACCUUCUCUCGUCUGCCCCAUACACACCCCUUGCAACCAGAUAUAUUUCGGUUCACAGGAGCAAAACAUCGUGCCUACGAACCUAGCAACGCAGAAAUCUGCUCUUCUCUCUCUCCCUUUCCUCCAUUCUUGUGAAUAUCAGAAGUAUUUAUGCAAGUAUUUAUACAAGUCUGUGCGCUUCGCUAUGAAUUACCUUCUAUCUCACCCUCACAGUACCUACUUAGCUCCUAUGCUAGUACGGCUGCCACUUUCUCAAGUCCAGUCACGUCCGUCCGGUGUAGGAGAUGAGCUUACCACACGGAUGCGAGUAGAUCCUGGAUGA
Molecule: messenger RNA, 615 nt
Organism: Lindgomyces ingoldianus
Lineage: Eukaryota; Fungi; Ascomycota; Dothideomycetes; Pleosporales; Lindgomycetaceae
Exons: 2
Coding region: 1-615 (204 amino acids)
Source: RefSeq, a predicted model, not a curated record